This is a messenger RNA of Oppia nitens, 1336 nucleotides long. RefSeq names its product 4-hydroxyphenylpyruvate dioxygenase-like. The record is from RefSeq and is a predicted model, not a curated record. Gene Ontology annotation, biological process: L-tyrosine catabolic process. Gene Ontology annotation, molecular function: 4-hydroxyphenylpyruvate dioxygenase activity. The transcript is spliced from 3 exons. Lineage: Eukaryota; Metazoa; Arthropoda; Arachnida; Sarcoptiformes; Oppiidae. Bases 100 to 1245 code for a protein of 381 amino acids. Gene Ontology annotation, cellular component: endoplasmic reticulum membrane; Golgi membrane.
AGUCUAAAAGUCUGGAAUCAACAUUUGAUUUGCAAAUAAUAUUAGAAACUUUGUUUUUUAAAAAAAAACUACCUGAGCUUUUAUAACUACUGACCAAAUAUGACUUCAUAUACGGAUAAAGGAGUUAAGCCGGAAAACGGCCGGUUCGUACAUUUUGACCACAUUGUGUUUUGGGUGGGAAACGCCAAACAGGCCGCUCUCUACUAUAGUGUUUAUCUGGGUUUCACUCCCUAUGCCUAUCGGGGACUGGAGACCGGUUCCAGGGAAGUGGUUGCUCAUGUAGUCAAACAAAACGAUGUAAUUUUCGAAUUUCAAUCGGCCCUCAAUCCGGGUAAUGAGGAAAUGGGUGCUCAUUUAGUCCGUCACGGAGACGGUGUCAAAGAUAUUGCGUUCAGUGUCGAGAAUAUUGACUUCAUUGUAGACAAAGCUAAAGCUCGGGGAGCAGUCAUUGUUAAGGAUAUACACGAAGAAAAAGAUGAGAAUGGAACAGUUAGGUUGGCUACUGUCAAAACAUUUGGUGACACCACUCAUACAUUUGUCGAGCGGACCAACUAUAGAGGUCUUUAUUUGCCUAAUUAUAAACCAUCACAUGUAGAGACUUUACAUUUAUCUACUCUGCCUAAAGUUAACCUAAAAUUUACUGAUCAUUGUGUGGGUAAUCAACCGAACGAUGCCAUGGAAUCUGUUACCCAAUGGUAUGAGAAAAGUCUAUUAUUUCAUCGAUUUUGGUCCGUAGACGACAAACAAAUUCAUACGGAAUGGUCAUCGUUGCGGUCGAUUGUUGUUACCAAUUGGGAUGAGACAAUCAAAAUGCCCAUCAAUGAGCCGGCACCGGGAAAACGCAAAUCCCAAAUUCAAGAAUAUAUUGACUAUUAUGGCGGUGCGGGUAUUCAACAUAUAGCUCUCAAUACGGAUAACAUUAUUGAAUCUCUAAAAGCACUGAGAGCUCGUGGCCUGGAGUUCCUCAAAACACCCGACUCUUAUUAUACACAAUUGCGUGAGAAUCUCAAGUCGUCGAAAGUGAAGAUCGUCGAGGACUUGGAUGUACUAAAGAAGCUCAACAUUUUGAUCGAUUACGACGACAGUGGAUAUCUGUUGCAAAUCUUUACGAAACCAAUGCAGGACAGGCCUACUCUGUUCAUUGAGAUUAUACAGCGCCGUAACCACAAUGGUUUCGGUGCCGGAAAUUUUAAGGCCCUUUUCGAGGCUAUCGAAACGGAACAAGAGCUCAGAGGUAACCUAUAAUAAGGUGGGGGCAAAAAAUACAGUAACAAAAAAUAUACCGGUAAUAAAUGAUUAUCAUUUUAUAUUAAAUAAUUCAUUUACUAUAUAAAAC